AUCGUAGCCUACUCGGUACAACUUCGGCUACUAUUCGCAAUGUUUGAAAUUCGGUGGGAAAAAAAAUGGAUGGCGAAUAAAUGAAAGAAUGAAAUAUUGACAAUAUGGCUUGCGAAUUGCAAAUCAAAUUUGCAAAUAAAUGAUAGUGUUAUUAGGUUUUAAUGUGUUUUAAUACUGUAUGAAAUCAAGCCGUCCGCUGGGUGAUGAAUAAGUGAAUGGAGUUUUGGAAUGAGUGAAAAAAGAGCUAGGAAUGUCUCAACAGCUAUAAUCAGUGGAUCAUUUAGUGGAACAACAUCCACAUUACUACUGCAACCUCUCGACCUCCUCAAAACUAGAAUACAAAUCGAUUCACGUAACAGGCAUGACGUUUUGAGGGAAACAUUCAAGGAAGUUUUAAAAAAUGAAAAAGUCAUUGGGUUAUGGAAGGGAACUAUACCAUCACUCUAUCGUACAGUUCCUGGAGUUGGAUUAUAUUACGGUUGUCUACAUCUGCUUGAUGGGAGACUCAGAGAGAAACCAAGUAGUGUGAAAAGAUUUGCAUUGGGUGCAUCUGCAAGAGGUUUUGUUGUGCUUUGUCUUAUGCCAAUCAAUGUUAUCAAAAUAAGAUUUGAGAGUGGUAAAUACCAUUACAAGACAGUCCCAAAAGCAUUUACUUACAUUUGGUCAACCGAAGGUGUUCGAGGUUUAUACCGUGGAAGUUUUACAACAAUUAUACGCGACGCCCCAUUUUCUGGUGCCUAUUUGAUGUUUUAUGGUCGCAUCAAAGAAAUUGUCAAACAAAGUCUUGGAAAAGAAAAGCUGAGCUCCCCAUCCAUUGCAAUAUGUGGACUAACAUCAGGGAUAUUUGCAUCCCUUCUCACUCACCCUGCAGAUGUUGUUAAAACAUUGAUACAAGCAAGCUCGGAACCUUAUAAGAUUACUGCUAUAAUCAAAAAUAUUUUCAAGAACAAUGGUUUGCAGGGAUUUUUUAAAGGUUUUGUUCCACGAGCAUUAAGAAGAACAUUGAUAUCAGCAAUGUCCUGGACAGUUUAUGAAAAGAUAAUGUCUAUAGUGGGAGUCAAGUGAUGUGUUUACCAGGAAGGGGUCAUUCAACUAUGUGGCUUCAAAAAAGUUCCAGUUAUAAGACCAACAAUCAAAUUUAUACACUAUUGUGUUUAAAAUUGUUGACAAAAUAAGUCAAUGAUUGAAUUAGGAGUAUUUAUAAAGCUCAACAAUUC
Messenger RNA from Dendronephthya gigantea, 1217 nucleotides. Its product is annotated as mitochondrial glycine transporter-like. The record is from RefSeq and is a predicted model, not a curated record. Gene Ontology annotation, cellular component: mitochondrion. NCBI's taxonomy places the organism in Eukaryota, Metazoa, Cnidaria, Anthozoa, Malacalcyonacea, Nephtheidae. Gene Ontology annotation, biological process: glycine import into mitochondrion. Gene Ontology annotation, molecular function: glycine transmembrane transporter activity. The coding region runs from base 229 to 1065 and encodes 278 amino acids. The transcript is spliced from 10 exons.